This is a messenger RNA of Penicillium atrosanguineum, 5211 nucleotides long. Its product is annotated as putative SNF2 family helicase/ATPase. Gene Ontology annotation, cellular component: nucleus. The transcript has 2 exons. The record is from RefSeq and is a predicted model, not a curated record. Gene Ontology annotation, molecular function: ATP hydrolysis activity; ATP binding; ATP-dependent chromatin remodeler activity. The coding region runs from base 1 to 5211 and encodes 1736 amino acids. Lineage: Eukaryota; Fungi; Ascomycota; Eurotiomycetes; Eurotiales; Aspergillaceae.
AUGACAGACUUUCUUGACUCAGAUCCCCUUGAGUGGGGAGUGGAAGAAGUUGUAGCCUUUCUCUGCAAUCCUCUUUCAGCUCCAUGGGCGCUCUCUGUGACUUCUCCGCGACCAGACCCUCUUGCAUUGGCAGCUGCCCUCCGCGACAACGAGAUUGCUGGAGAGGCCUUGCUUUAUGAUGUCGACCCACAGGCUAUCAAGGAUGAUCUGGGUGUGAAAGCUCUUGGUCAUCGCAGCAGCGUCAACAGAGCCAUCGAGUGGCUGCGGGCGCGUUCCUCGAAAUACCAACUAUCCAAAGCAAGUACAGCCUUGCCCAAAGUUCCCUUCACCGAAUCACCCAACAAUAAUAUCCUACGCCAUGAAUUACCAAAACCUGGGGUCUCCACUCUGGAAACAAUUACCACUAAGACAGUUGGACAGCCCAGCCCAGCUGCCCCGCCUGUACCCGUGCAAUAUGUCAAUGGCAAACGUAAAAUAGCACCUACGUGUGUCCCUGGCCUCAGCGAGAAGAAUCCAACAAUUUCAUCUACUGUCCAUGGUGGACCGAGUCGAGGAACCCAAAUGGGGCAACCCUCGCAACUUUUACCCAGCGAACAGGACCAACCUGAAAGUGAUGCGAGAUCUGAGGCGUUCUUUGACAAACUAAUCGCAAAAUAUGGUCCAGUUGAAAACGAAGAAGUCCUCCCAGCGUAUGGAGACUCAGGGUCAGAAGCCUCAUUUGACUCAGAGACCUGGAAUGAGAUAUCUCCAAAACACAAACUGGAGAACCAGGGUCCCGACGAUGCCAAACUUUCAAAAAGAGAUGUGGCAUCUAUUGUGUCACAGUAUAUUGCAGGCCAGGAGAAACUCUGGAAGGAACAGAGCCUGCCAAGAAAUCUCCUAAUUGCGCGAUUUCUCUGGGAGGAAGCCCAGAGGGAUGCAGCCGCGAAAUCAGAUUGCUCAGAUCGUCUCCGCCACCUGGAGUCCCGCUUGAACACCCAUCAGACGGAACUUCAAAAACUUGACUACCGCUCGCGCACCAGGAUAGAGAAGUCAUGUGCCGCCAUGAAUAUGACUAUCUCGGAAAUCUGCUUUCAACGAUGGAGAUUGACUGUCUUGAACUCAGACGUGUGUCCGCCUGAUGUAGAACCACCCCCAAGAGCCUCUCAACUUCGAAAAGCACGCUUAGCCCCCGAAGAUUCCGAUGAUGACAGAUCGGAGGAUUUGGGAUAUGACACGGAAACUUCCUUCGAAAGUGAGGACUUGAGCGAAUUCGUCAUCACAGACUCCGAAGAACAGAGCUCUGGACGCCAAGAAAAGGAAUCCAGGGAUGAUAAACAAAGGAAUUCACAAUCACCUGCUCGAAAAAGACCACGCAUGACAGAGAAUGAAGGUACUCAUCAAAGUGUUGAUGCCAGUGUGGGAUUCUCUCUUGUUCCUUGUCAGUCCAAGGAGGGUCUCGAUUUUAUUGAUCUCACAGGCAUGAGUCCAACCUCAACAUCCUUUUCACGAAACUCAGACAAAGCAAUUACGCCACCAGAGCCUGAAGGUGCGGAUGAUUUGGAGAUUCACACACCUCCUCUGAACCCGACUCCGGCAAUUCCUCUACAUGAUGCCGAAAUGGACUUUGAUCUGUCGAUGGACAGUCCCCCGAUUGAUCAAAUUUCGGAAACCAUGAUCAGAUCUCCAAAUCCGGCGCCCCUAUUGGACAGUGUCAAUGAUACUUUGCAAGUUCAAACUGGCGAGAAACGCCUUUCCGUUCUUCCCCACGUUAGCACCAGCGAUAAGGCGCUUCCUGCGCGCCAGGAGGAUAUUGAUAUGAUCAAAGAAGUCUCAAACAUGAGUGCCGAGGAGAUCGCAGAGUCACAGGAUCGUAUCAGGCUAUUGGCAAAGAACAUCAUGAAUUUGAGUUCAGAUGAGCUCCAAUCCUACCCAAAACGCUUGAACGCACUGCUGGAGGAGACAUAUACAGACUUGGUUGAGGAGACACUGAGAGCAAUGAUCCUCAAUCAACUAAACCCGAGAACCAAGGGAAGAGAUUUAGGCGAAAAUGCGUUUGCCAUGCGCACAGCCGAAUUGUUUUUGUCCUGGCAUCACUGCAUUGUUUUGAUACCUGACCACGGCAUUGAAAAGAAAUUCAUCACAGAGGGCCUUGCGGCCAUCCAGCAGGAUAGUCAUGGAAUGUUCCAAGCGUUUCUUCGAAGAUUCAAAGGUUUCAUUUCUGCGGUCAAGACCUACAAUAUUCUCAAUCCAUCACGACAACUUGUCUUAAGUGAGAAUCGCGGGGAUUCCAUUUCCAGACCGCGCCUUGGCUCAAAGACUAAUGGACAAAAUGGCACUAAGAAGAAGCAUACGAUGAGACUGCUCAGUACACAGCAGAAUGAAGCCCAAAAGCGACUCGACAGGCAGGAAAAGGCCAGAGCGGAGCUAGAACGUGAAACAGAAAGGAGGGGAUUGAGUCUACAUGAUCCUGCCGGGCAAGCAGUGACCUUCAAGGAACCCAAAAUAUAUCUUCAUCCGGAACUUGGAAAAUUCGUUAAACCACAUCAGUUGCGAGGCAUCCAGUUCAUGUGGCGGGAGCUCAUUGAAGCUACCGACUCGCAGGGAUGCCUGCUUGCCCACGUUAUGGGACUUGGCAAGACAUUUCAAGUCAUAUGCCUUCUUGUAACCAUUGCCGCAGCCGCAGCGUCAGAUGAUAUUAAAAUCCGCAACCAGAUUCCCCGCAAGUUUCAUCGAUCUCAGACUCUUGUUCUGUGUCCAUCUGGAGUGAUUGAGAACUGGAUUGAUGAGUUUGCCAUAUGGGCACCGAGCGGUCAUAGGCUCGGUGCAAUUCGUGAAAUUAUUCCUCGUGUCCAACAAGACGAAAUCUUCAACCGAUUGGACCGGAUCAAAGCCUGGAAUUCAGAUGGCGGCAUUCUCAUCAUGAGCUAUGAAAUGUUCCGCUCUUUGAUACAGUACAGGCCUACUAAAGCUAGCAGGCCUCUUAGCAUUGAGCAACAAGAGUUGCUCUCAGAAUGCCUCUUAUCCGGACCAAACAUCAUUGUCGCAGAUGAGGCGCAUAAGUUGAAAGGUGAGAAGUCCGCCAUCUCGCAAAUUGCCUCUCGCUUCAAAACCAACAAUCGCAUUGCGAUGACGGGAUCUCCUCUCGCGAAUCAUCUAUCUGAGUAUUACCAAAUGGUUGAAUGGAUCUCGCCAGGCUACCUGGAGAACCCCCAGUCUUUCAAGACUAAAUUUAUGGAGCCGAUCCAGGCCGGAUCCUACAUCGACAGCACGACAGCAGAGCAAAGAGAAAGUUUGUGCGCAUUGAAGGUUCUUGGCGGAAUCUUGAAUCCCAAGAUCCAUCGUGCAGAUACUUCCGCCAUUGCAUUGGACCUUCCUUCUAAGACAGAGUUCGUUAUCGUCGUGCCUUUGACAGACCUGCAAAGACGGCUUUAUGACACUUUUGUGGCAUGUCUGAAGGAAAGUCCCGAAUCAGAUGUUGCCACAAAAUUGUGGUCAUGGUUGGCUCUCUUGCAACUCUGUUGCAACCAUCCGGUCCCCUUCCGUGAAAAGCUUGCCGAUCGAUCGAGUCAAUCAACAUAUGAUCCAGAUGACACACUCGAUGCAGACAACUCUGUUUCCGUUCUUCCAGCAUCGAUCAAAGAUGCCGGACUACCCAGUGACCUCUUCCCCAAAAUCGAGGCUCUUUUCAUAAGUGUCCAGAAACCGCUUGGUCCAGAAUUCUCUCACAGAUCUACUUUACUAAACCAAAUUCUCAACGAAGCAGCCAAUGUUGGAGAUAAGGUUCUGGUCUUUUCGCAAAGUAUCCCGACUAUGGACCACCUUGACAGGCUACUCAAGAAAUCUGGCAGAAAAUUCCUCCGUCUCGAUGGCAAGACCCUAAGCGCGCAACGGCAAUCGCUAUGUAAGCGGUUCAAUACCUCCGACACCGAGCAAGUCUUUUUAAUCUCAACUCGCGCGGGAGGACUUGGCCUGAACAUUACUGGCGCAAACCGAGUGGUCAUCUUCGACUUCUUGUUCAAUCCGACAUGGGAGGAGCAGGCAAUUGGACGUGCCUAUCGUCUCGGCCAAAAGAAGCCGGUAUUCGUUUAUCGCUUUAUUGCCGGUGGGACCUUCGAAGAAAAUAUCUUCAACAAGGCUGUCUACAAGAGUCAGCUUGCUGUCCGUGUGGUGGACAAGAUGAACACUAUCCGCGAAGCUGCAAAGAAAACUAACGAGUACCUCAAACCUGUCCGUCAGGUUGAAAGAGAGAGCCAUGAUGAAAUUCUGGGGAAAGACCCCCAAGUCCUCGAUAAAAUUCUCGCUGGGCCUUUCGGGAAGGCCGCCUUGAAAGUGACCCUGUCGCACCUCAAAAACAACGAAAAUGACACCCUGGACGGAGAAGAACUCAAAUGGGUUGAGGAGGAGCUGCGCAUGGAACAACUCAAACGGUCUAACCGACCUGCAUAUGAGGCGGAACUCCAAAGGCAAAUAGCGAUGCUGGCUGCCGCGCAGAGGAAAAAGGAUGAAGAGUUGCGGCAGCCUUUUUUGAUGAUGACCCAAGCCUGGAAGCAUCGAGAGAGUGCUGUUCCGCUCAGUCUCGAUUCGGAAACCAUUGCUACGACUGGUGCCAUGCAAGUUGUCUCAUACAUACCCACUGCGAUGAGUCUACUGCAACAAGGCAAUCAUAUGGUGUCGAUGUCCUCGUUAGGGUAUUCGCCCAGCUCGGUAUCUAUGUGCCAACGACGCCCCACCGCGCCUCUGAUACCUACGGCAGCUCUGACUAAUGGGCAGGUUCAAACAAGCCUCCAUGGCUCAUUUUUGCACAACCCGUCACUCCACGGUGAAUAUCAAUUGGGGGCGGCAUCUGCCAACGUCGUAACUCCGCCUGGCCCUACGGCUUCGCCAGGGCCGGUUCCCAGGCCGCACACCCCUCAGCAUUUGUAUUCCACAAACGGCCAUCUCUCUCCUCAAAUCCCUGGUAAUGGUCUCUCAGUCCAUGGUGCCCCCAAGCGAUUUGCUCCAGCGACUCCCGCUCCAGUAGACCCUUUUCAACCCACUCCUUCCAUUGCUGAUGUCGCGGUACCUGACCCCUCUCCAUCUAGCCUAGGUGAGCCCAAGGACGUCAGCAGCGACAACGACUCAUACUCGCCACAACUGAACGAAUGUAUGAGCAGCCCAUAUUCACCAAAUCUCGAAGUUGGCGAGAACGAUGCGUACUCACCACCGCCAAACUUCCCUCUAUUUCAGUGA